AUGCGUAGUAAGCAUUUAGUAACAUUAUUUAUUAUAACUUUUUUAUCAUUUUCAACCGUCAAGGUUUGGGGAAAAGAUGUAUUCGCCGGUUUUGUAACAAAGAAAUUAAAAACCCUUUUAGACUGUAAUUUUGCUCUUUAUUAUAAUUUUAAAGGAAAUGGCCCAGACGCUGGAUCCUUUUUAGAUUUUGUGGAUGAACCUGAACAAUUUUACUGGUUCGUGGAACAUUUUUUGUCUGUGAAAUUUCGAGUUCCAAAGCAUCUUAAAGAUAAAAACAUUCAUAAUUUUACACCUUGCUUAAAUAGAUCAUGGGUAUCUGAAUUUUUAAAAGAAUAUGAAGAGCCAUUUGUAAAUCCUGUUAUGAAAUUUCUAGAUAAAGAGCAAAGAUUAUUUUUUACAUAUAACUUUGGAGAUGUAGAACCACAAGGUAAAUAUACAUAUUUCCCAGUUAAGGAAUUUCACAAAUAUUGUAUACUACCCCCCUUAAUAAAAACUAAUAUAAAAGAUGGUGAAAGUGGAGAAUUUUUAAAAUAUCAAUUAAAUAAAGAAGAAUAUAAAGUUUUUCUUUCUUCGGUUGGUUCCCAAAUGACAGCUAUAAAAAAUUUAUAUUCAACAGUUGAAGAUGAACAAAGAAAACAAUUAUUAAAAGUUAUCAUAGAAAAUGAAAGUACAAAUGAUAUAUCUGUUCAAUGCCCAACUUAUAACAUAAAAUUACAUUAUACUAAAGAAUGUGCUAAUAGUAAUAAUAUAUUAAAAUGUAUUGAUGAAUUUCUUAGAAAAACAUGUGAAAAGAAAACCGAAAGUAAACACCCUUCUGCAGACUUAUGUGAACACUUACAAUUUCUUUUUGAAUCAUUAAAGAAUCCUUACUUGGAUAAUUUUAAAAAAUUUAUGACUAACAGUGAUUUUACCUUAAUCAAACCUCAAUCAGUAUGGAAUGUACCUAUAUUCGAUAUAUAUAAACCAAAAAAUUAUUUAGAUAGUGUCCAAAAUUUAGAUACAGAAUGUUUUAAGAAAUUAAAUAGCAAAAAUUUGAUCUUCUUAUCAUUCCAUGAUGAUAUACCUAACAAUCCAUAUUACAAUGUGGAACUUCAAGAAAUUGUUAAAUUGAGUACCUACACAUAUAGCAUAUUUGAUAAAUUGUAUAAUUUCUUCUUCGUUUUUAAAAAAAGUGGAGCUCCCAUUAGUCCAGUGUCAGUUAAAGAAUUGAGCCAUAAUAUCACCGAUUUUAGCUUUAAAGAGGACAACAGUGAAAUUCAAUGCCAAAAUGUAAGAAAGAGUUUAGAUUUAGAAGUAGAUGUAGAAACAAUGAAAGGUAUUGCGGCAGAAAAGUUAUGUAAGAUCAUUGAAAAAUUUAUUCUUACAAAAGAUGAUGCAAGUAAACCAGAAAAGAGUGAUAUACACAGAGGUUUCCGUAUCUUAUGUAUAUUAAUAUCUACUCAUGUGGAAGCUUAUAACAUAGUUAGACAAUUAUUAAAUAUGGAAAGUAUGAUAUCAUUAACAAGAUAUACUUCAUUAUAUAUCCAUAAAUUUUUUAAGAGUGUAACAUUAUUAAAAGGAAACUUUUUAUAUAAAAACAAUAAGGCUAUAAGAUAUUCACGUGCUUGUAGUAAAGCCUCAUUACACGUUCCAUCCGUUUUAUACAGAAGAAAUAUAUAUAUUCCUGAAACAUUCUUAUCAUUAUAUUUAGGAUUAUCAAAUUUAGUAUCUUCAAAUCCUAGUAGUCCAUUUUUUGAAUAUGCAAUUAUAGAAUUUUUAGUAACUUAUUACAAUAAGGGUUCUGAAAAAUUCGUUCUUUAUUUUAUAUCUAUUAUAUCAGUAUUAUAUAUCAACGAAUAUUAUUAUGAACAACUUUCAUGUUUCUAUCCAAAAGAAUUUGAAUUAAUAAAAUCCAGAAUGAUACAUCCAAAUAUAGUAGAUCGUAUAUUAAAGGGUAUAGAUAACUUAAUGAAAAGUACAAGAUAUGAUAAAAUGCGUACAAUGUAUUUGGAUUUCGAAAGUUCCGAUAUUUUCUCCAGAGAAAAAGUUUUCACCGCCUUAUACAACUUCGAUAGCUUCAUUAAGACCAAUGAACAAUUAAAGAAGAAGAACUUAGAAGAAAUAUCAGAAAUACCUGUACAAUUAGAAACAUCUAAUGAUGGUAUUGGAUACAGAAAACAAGACGUUCUUUAUGAAACUGAUAAACCACAAACUAUGGAUGAAGCUUCAUAUGAAGAAACUGUAGAUGAAGAUGCUCACCAUGUUAAUGAAAAACAACACAGUGCCCACUUCUUAGAUGCUAUUGCGGAAAAAGACAUAUUAGAAGAAAAAACCAAGGAUCAAGAUUUAGAAAUAGAAUUAUACAAAUAUAUGGGACCAUUAAAAGAACAAUCUAAAAGUACAAGUGCUGCAUCUACUAGUGAUGAAAUAUCAGGUUCUGAAGGUCCAUCUACUGAAUCUACAAGUACAGGAAAUCAAGGUGAAGAUAAAACAACAGAUAAUACAUACAAAGAAAUGGAAGAAUUAGAAGAAGCUGAAGGAACUUCAAAUCUUAAAAAAGGUUUAGAAUUUUAUAAAUCUUCUCUAAAACUUGAUCAAUUAGAUAAAGAAAAACCUAAAAAGAAAAAAUCUAAAAGAAAAAAAAAGAGAGACAGUUCUAGUGACAGAAUAUUAUUAGAAGAAUCUAAAACCUUUACUUCUGAAAAUGAAUUGUAA
Molecule: messenger RNA, 2694 nt
Organism: Plasmodium falciparum 3D7
Lineage: Eukaryota; Apicomplexa; Aconoidasida; Haemosporida; Plasmodiidae
Gene: RhopH3
Product: high molecular weight rhoptry protein 3
Source: RefSeq, a predicted model, not a curated record